Messenger RNA from Fulvia fulva, 951 nucleotides. RefSeq names its product Transcriptional activator HAP5. The record is from RefSeq and is a predicted model, not a curated record. The transcript is spliced from 2 exons. Gene Ontology annotation, biological process: regulation of DNA-templated transcription. Gene Ontology annotation, cellular component: CCAAT-binding factor complex; nucleus. NCBI's taxonomy places the organism in Eukaryota, Fungi, Ascomycota, Dothideomycetes, Mycosphaerellales, Mycosphaerellaceae. The coding region runs from base 1 to 951 and encodes 316 amino acids. Gene Ontology annotation, molecular function: protein heterodimerization activity; DNA-binding transcription activator activity, RNA polymerase II-specific; DNA binding.
AUGCAGACGCCGUACGGCGCACUCCCGCCCGGGCAGGCGCAGCAAGCACCCAAGCGAUACGACGGCAAGAACGGACUACCAGUGUACGAUCAUAAUCACGGAGGGCAUUAUGGAGCUAGUGCUGCAAUCGCCGCGAAUGGACAUGCACCACCACCAGAGACGUUCACCGGACACUGGCAGAACGUAUCGCAGGGACUGAGCGGGCCUUAUCGCGAUAUUCUCAACACUUAUUGGCAGAAUCAGGUCACCAAGCUUGAGACAGAUGAGCACGACUACAAGCUGCAUCAACUCCCACUUGCACGUAUCAAGAAAGUGAUGAAGGCGGAUCCUGAGGUCAAGAUGAUCAGCGCCGAAGCACCCAUCCUGUUCGCGAAGGGUUGUGACAUCUUUAUCACGGAGCUCACCAUGCGCGCCUGGAUUCACGCUGAGGAGAACAAGCGUCGGACACUUCAACGUAGCGACAUUGCAUCCGCACUCGCAAAGAGUGACAUGUUCGACUUCCUGAUCGAUAUAGUUCCUCGAGAGGACGCGACACCACAGCAUAAGCGACGUCCUGAGUACACUCCCGUCGGCACAUAUACUGUGCCAGAUCCCAAUCAACCUGGUGGACAAGACGGCGGCAAUAUGCAGCCGCAACCUCAGAUGGGCCAGCAGCCUGACUUUGGCGGCGUGGAUCAACAGCACAUGCCGCCUCAGCAGUAUCAGCAGCAAAUGGGCGCAUAUCCUCCACCUCAGCAGCAGCCACAAUAUGGUGGUCAGCAGAUGUUCGACCCCAGCAUCUACGCAGCACAGCAAUAUCCAAUGGGCCAGAUGCCGCAGGGCAUGCCACAGCAGAACAUGUACCCACCACCGCAGCAGCCCGGCCACCCACAGCAAUACCAGCAAGUCCCGCAGGGUGGCGGCGAUGAUCAAGACGCGGAUGGUGAGCAAGACUAUGGCAAUAAUGGAUAG